AUGUCACUGGACAGGGUCGAUAUCCCUCUGAGGGGAAUGAUAGACGACCAUCUACUGAUCGUGCCAGCAUCUCAUGAGAAAACACCUCGUGGUGCCAGCCAGGUCCCCGAGGACCAGGGCCUCGGGCGUGUAGGGGAGAAGCAGAUUCUCAAGCGUCGCUUUGGCUUUCUGUCUAUCUUGGGGUUUUCCUGCACCAUCUUGGCCUCGUGGGAAGGAAUCUUAUCGACUUUGAUCAUUUCCUUCGAAGAUGGAGGGCCGGCUGGAACCGUCUAUUGCUUUUUGAUCGUCUGGCUGAGCACGUUCUCGACCUUCCUGACGCUGUCGGAGUUGGUCUCCAUGACACCGACAUCGGGCGGACAAUAUCAUAGGGUAUCAGUGAUGUCUCCUGUUGGGUGUCAAAGGUACCUCAGCUUUCUGACAGGAUGGUUAAUUAUCAUCAGCUGGUUAGGAGCAUUCACAUCCACUUGCUACCUGAGUGCCUCGCAGAUCCAAGGCCUGGUUGUUCUGAACCAUGCCUUCUACGUCCCUGCAGCAUGGCAAACGUUUGAGGGGUUCGUGUUGAUCCUGCAUAUCCUUGGCUUCUUCGCUAUCAUCAUUCCCCUUCUCUACUUGGGUAGUCAUAACGAGGCCUCCGACGUGUUCACAGAGUUCCGCAACGACGGAGGCUUUCAGAGCGAGGGGCUGGCCUUCAUGGUGGGAAUGACGGGGGCCAUGUUCUCCUUCACCGGGGCCGAUACUGCUGUGCACAUGAGUGAAGAGAUCCACAACGCGGAGCGAGUGGUGCCCCACACCCUCUUCACCAUGACCGAUGUCGACAGCGCGCUAAAAUUCCCAACCGGGUAUCCCUAUAUGCAGGUCUUCUGCUCAGCCACCAGCUCCGUCGGUGGCUGCACGGUGAUGAGCGCCAUUGUACCAAUUCUAGUCACGGCAACGGCCGUCGGAUCGUUGGCCUCGUCCUCUCGGAUGGUCAACACCCAAGCCGUCCCCCAAUGGUCCGUCCUCGUCGUCACCAUCGCCGCCAUCCUGCUUGCCCCGAUCAUUCUCGGCUCCGCCGCCGUCUUGAAUGACGUCGUCUCACUCUGCGUCAGCGCACUGUACACCUCCUACCUCAUCUCCGCCUGUUUGCUCAUGUGGAGGCGCUACACGGGCGGCAUCCGCGACCCCGCUGCCACGGUGAUGGACACGCUGGUCAAUACUCCCGGCGCGCCGCUCGCAUGGGGACCGUUCCGCAUCCGUGGGGUGCUGGGAGUCCUAGUCAAUGCCUUCACCGUCGCCACGAUGAACUGGGCGGUGGUGGGCACGGCCGGGACGAGCUUGAUUAGUACCAUCUACUAUAUUAUUUGGGAUGGAAAGGUGUAUACCGGGCCGGUGAUGGAGAUUAAUCGGGAUUGA
Molecule: messenger RNA, 1392 nt
Organism: Aspergillus saccharolyticus JOP 1030-1
Lineage: Eukaryota; Fungi; Ascomycota; Eurotiomycetes; Eurotiales; Aspergillaceae
Exons: 10
Coding region: 1-1392 (463 amino acids)
Biological process (GO): transmembrane transport
Cellular component (GO): membrane
Source: RefSeq, a predicted model, not a curated record